Molecule: messenger RNA, 1905 nt
Organism: Penicillium lagena
Lineage: Eukaryota; Fungi; Ascomycota; Eurotiomycetes; Eurotiales; Aspergillaceae
Product: putative acyl-CoA dehydrogenase
Exons: 4
Coding region: 1-1905 (634 amino acids)
Molecular function (GO): oxidoreductase activity, acting on the CH-CH group of donors
Source: RefSeq, a predicted model, not a curated record
AUGUCGUCAACUUUGCCCCUGCCUGCGACCGCGGAUCGCGGAUACAUCACUGAACCGGGCCCGUUGGAAAACACGUAUACAUCGGACGCCAGUCUUCAACGCGCGUUGUCAUGGUAUCUGCCGGCUUCAAUUUUGCACUCUGCCGAGCCAGACCUGACCCAUCUCGGCGCCGAAGCGGUGUCUGAACGGGUUCGGGAGUGGAGCGCCGACGCGGAGCGCAAUCAGCCGUAUGUCAAGAGCCACAAUGUUUGGGGUAAGCGCUAUGACUAUGAUCGCUUAGUGACGAGCGAGGGCUGGAAGCAGCUCGGCAAAUGGGGUGCUCAGCGCAGAAUUGUGUCCACUGGAUAUGAUUCGACCCUGGGUCCUGAUAGACGAACUGUUCAAUAUGCACUGAACUAUCUCUACUCGCCUUCUUCGGGCCUAUAUUCAUGCCCAAUCAGUAUGACUGAUGGAGCUGCGUUCAUCCUCGCUCCCAAACUCAAGGCACUGCCACCAGCGCAUCCUUUCCAUGAAGCGUUCAAGCGCUUAGUUUCCGACAAGGACGACCACUGGACCUCAGGUCAAUGGAUGACCGAGAGGGCCGGAGGCAGCGAUGUGCAGAAUACCGAAACAUGGGCCACUUAUGCACCGGUUAAGUCUGAAAGUGCUACACCAUUAGCGGACGGAGACUACUUGAUCAAUGGGUUCAAGUUCUUCUCCUCGGCCACAGAUGCCAAUGUGGCUCUCCUGCUAGCAAAGUCUCCUUCCGGUAAGCUGAGUACGUUUCUUGCACCACUACGGAAGACCAUCAUUGGAGAUGAUGGUAUCCCUCGAGAAGUCUCCAAUGGCGUGAGGAUUCAUCGCUUGAAGAACAAACUCGGUACCAAGGAACUGCCGACUGCCGAACUGGAGCUAAAGGAUAUGAGAGCACAUUUGGUAGGAGAAUUGGACCAGGGCGUUAUGACAAUUGCGCCUCUCCUCAAUAUCACUCGCGUCCAUACAUUCGUUGGAUCCCUCGGGGGUUGGCGACGCGCAAUCAGUAUUACCAAGAGCUUUGCAAAGGCGAGAACCACGGUUGGGGAACCAUUGUGGUUGAUUCCUAUGCACCUCCGGCUACUUGCAGACUUGGAAGUCAAGCACCGCGGCAGCAUGAACCUUGCUUUCUUCACUAUCGCUGUGAUGGGGUUGGUUGAGAACGAUGUGUCAUCUGAGCACGAACAUUUGCCACGGCGAGGCAAGGAAGCUCACGUUGUCUUCCGCGCUCUGACAGCCACUGCUAAGGCUGUGAUCAGCAAGAUGGCUGUUGCUGGAGUACAGGAAUGUCAGGAAUCGAUGGGUGGUGUUGGGUACAUGGACGAGGCAGACGAGCCCGAGUUCAACAUCUCUCGGAUUCUGCGCAACACUCUUGUCAACUCCAUAUGGGAGGGAACCACCAAUGUGCUGGCAAGUGAGCUGGUUCGGUUCUUCUUGAAGAAAGAUAACUUCGAGAUUUUCGCCGCGUGGCUCAGCCGUACUUUGGCAUUGAUUCAGACUUCAACCCUUCGUGAAGCUUUGACUUCUGCCUGGUCAGCUUUGCAAAAGCGCUUCUCGACCAAGGAACAGGCGCCUACUACUGUGCUUGCUGAUGCUCGCCGGUACAUGUUCACGCUUGCCUGGAUAUUGAUGGGUGGCCUAUUGGCUGUUGAUGCAGAGCGUGAUAGCGACCCCGUAACAACUGAAAUUGCUCACCGGUGGAUACUGAACGGUGAAGGAGGCGUUGGAGACACGGUUUUCCGUGAUAUCGUCACGGUGAGAGCCAAUGAGAGUGUCACUGCUGGUGAUGAGGAGCAUCUGCAAUGGGACUGCAAAAUUGCAUGGGGUGUUGAAUUGCCUGUCUAUCGAGCAUCUGGGCAUCGGUCCUUGCAAAAGGCAGGCUCGAAGCUCUAA